UUUAUAUGUCUUCCAGUAAAAGGUAAAAGUAAAGGUUCCCCUUAUGCAUAUGUGCUAGUCAUUCCCAACUCUAGGGGGCGGUGCUCAUCUCCGUUUCAAAACCGAAGAACCAGCGCUGUGCGAAGAUGUCUCCGUGGUCGUGGGAGGCAUGACUAAACGCCAAAGGCACAUGGAACGCUGUUACCUUCCCACCAAAGAAUGUUCCUGGUUCAUGCUUUCUCCCAUGCUGUAAUACUAGCCAUUAUAAUCACUGUGAUGGCAGAAGAAAAGACGUGUGACCUUCUUGGGGAACGGGAACAAGAAUCCUCAAAAGAACUAGCAUUGAUGAACAGACUGAAGCCACUUUUCAAUCAAAGUUUUGAAACAGAAAGCAAGAAUGAUGAGGGCCACUACAUUUACAGACUGAGGAUAUGUCGGGAAGUCUUCAGCAAUAUGACCAAUUCUGGCCUGGUGCAGAUCAGUAAGAUAAACAACAAACAAAAAGUAAUAGGACGAAUCAAUGAGACCCAUCUUGCAAAUGGAACUAGCUGGAUUAUGCUGAUAUAUCAGAGUGGCGAUCCCUAUGAUAGACAUUGUACACAGGAAGACAGGAAAGCUUUAGUAAUGAUUAUCUGCAACCGAACAACAUUAGCAACUGGCUUCACCAUGGUGGCAGAAGAGAAGGAGAAGAUAAAGCAAUGUUCCUAUGUUUUUGAGUUAGAGAGCAGCUUGGCUUGUCCUCCGGAAGAAUUGCACCAAAAUGUGCACCAUCACCUCAGUAUUGGCUCUAUACUGCUAAUCACAUUUUCCUCACUGAUUGCAGUAUACAUUAUUGGAGGAUUCCUCUACCAGCGUCUGAUAGUAGGAGCAAAGGGCAUGGAACAGUUUCCCCAUUUUGCUUUCUGGCAAGAUCUUGGCAAUCUAGUAGCUGAUGGCUGUGAUUUCAUGUGCCGUUCUAAACCACAGAAUGUACCAGCUGCAUAUCGUGGUGUUGGUGAUGACCAGCUUGGAGAGGAAUCAGAAGAGCAAGAUGACCACUUGCUGCCCAUGUGAUAUGCACCUUUUAUUUGUGUACAGUUCUUACACAAAUGACAUCCACUCAGUUUUCCUCUCAUCUAAUUGUCCUUUUAAGCCACUUGCUUUCACUUUUAAAUACCCACACUAUUUUUCAUAUUUGUGAUACAAAUAAAUUCUGUGCAAGGUUUAUGAACAUAAAGCUGUACUAAGGAGUUUUGGACUGAUUGCUCAGAACCAUUUUCCAAAAGGGAAGGGUCGUGUGACAGUUUGAAGAUACACAGAAAAGAAGUAAUCCAUGGAAGAGGAAAUGAUCUGAAGUAAUACUAAAAGGUUUUGAGCUACAGUGACUGAAUGUACUUGCAUAUUUCCUACAGGCUUUACUCUUCAAAAACACUGGAUUCUGAUUUUCAAUUAUGCAGUUACAUAAUUUUUUUAUAAUCUGUGGAGAGACAGUAGACCAAAUGGAAAUACCUAUAUUUUCUUAACAAAGGAAAAUAGUCCGUUAAGGGGAGGGGGAAAUGUUAGCUAGAAAGGAUACUGUCAGCAACAUAUUUAAAUGGUCUAAAUUUAAAUGGCAAUAUUUUAAAACAUUUAAAAGGGCAGACUUUUAAUAACUAACCCUGCUGUUUUAAACACAAAAGCUGGUCUUUCAUUUUCAUUACAAAUAGGACAGUGCCAGCAGUUGCAAAUUAUAUAAAAUACAGAGUCCAACAGUGAAAAAGAUUUUUAACCAAAAAAGAUAGGGUAGGAAACCUCAAAAUCUCUGUGGACAAUGUUUUUCUGGUUCUGUUCAAACUAUUUUAGUGUUUGGACUGAAUAUUUUUAAAACUGGUGAAUGUUAAUGCUUAUAUUUCUGCUUAUAAGUAUGAAUAGUGUCAAAUCUGAUCUGUUCCUAUAUAUGCUUUUUUUUUUUAAAGAUAGAAUGUGACAGGUCUGUUUGCUUCAGGGAUUUGCUUCCUUUUCUUUGGUGCAUGUUGUACUAUUUCUUAAUGACAAUUCUCUAAAUUGCAUUUAAAAUGCAAUUAGGACUCCUGAAUUCACUUGAACUUGCUGGGAAUAUUAGCUUUUGGGGAAGUGAGGGGAAAUAAAUAGUUACAUCUUUACUUGGUCUCUUCCUAGUGGAAUUGAUGGAUCUAAUUGGGAGUAAAUCUCCAGGUAUAUCUAUAGGUUAUAUCUAUUCUUACUCCUUUUAUGAAGAAGUACUGUAGCUGAGAUAAGAUUUGAGACAUAGUAUAGCCCUCUUUGCCAGGCUCUCUUAUAAGAGAAAAGAAAUGGACCAUUACUUAUGUUAUUUUUUCAUAGUAAAGUUUAAAAGAUUUUGUAUAAAAGAGAUGCAAUUUUAACAUUAAAAAUGACUUGAAAUUUCAAAA
This is a messenger RNA of Pantherophis guttatus, 2366 nucleotides long. RefSeq names its product mannose-6-phosphate receptor, cation dependent (gene M6PR). NCBI's taxonomy places the organism in Eukaryota, Metazoa, Chordata, Lepidosauria, Squamata, Colubridae. Gene Ontology annotation, molecular function: protein domain specific binding. Gene Ontology annotation, biological process: protein targeting to lysosome. The record is from RefSeq and is a predicted model, not a curated record. Gene Ontology annotation, cellular component: Golgi apparatus; trans-Golgi network; endosome.